Molecule: messenger RNA, 1134 nt
Organism: Erpetoichthys calabaricus (reedfish)
Lineage: Eukaryota; Metazoa; Chordata; Cladistia; Polypteriformes; Polypteridae
Gene: mrpl16
Product: mitochondrial ribosomal protein L16
Exons: 4
Coding region: 132-896 (254 amino acids)
Biological process (GO): mitochondrial translation
Cellular component (GO): ribosome; mitochondrial large ribosomal subunit
Molecular function (GO): rRNA binding; structural constituent of ribosome
Source: RefSeq, a predicted model, not a curated record
UUUACACGUUUUUUUAAACAAUCAUGGUGCCGACCUUGUGAAUGGCGGAGGUAGUUGUUUAUCGGCUUCACAGACGGUGUUACGGAGUAAAAGUUUGAUGUGCUUUCGGGAAUCUGUGGAACUGUAAAAAAAUGUUGACGUUUAUGACAUCGGUGUUCCGGCGACUCGUCAUUACCCCGGGAGGCUCAGGUCCGCUUCAGAACCACAUGAAGACACUGGCUGCUGGAAUUAAGACCUUUCCUGAACCUCCAGACUAUAGUGGUGUUGUGUUGCCUGAAAAACUAAAACUUAAGUUUAUAAAAAAAGUCCCAAACUUUAAGAAGGCGACAAAGGAAAUGAAGAACCUGAAGUGCAUUCGUGGCCCAGCCGUGAAAGCAAACUCCUUUACAAGAGGGCAGUAUGGAAUUGUGGCUAUGGGAGGAGGUUUUUUACACUGGGGCCAUUUCGAGAUGAUGAGGUUAACAAUCAACAGGAAGAUCGACUCUGAAACUACUUUUGCCCGAUGGGGAGUCAAUGCCCCUGACAAACCCAUCACUCGCAAAGGACUCGGAAAACGCAUGGGUGGAGGCAAAGGAGAAAUUGACCACUAUGUGACACCAGUGCGUUGUGGCCGCCUUAUUGUCGAGCUUGGUGGUCACGUUGAAUUCCAGGAGGUGGAGCCAGUCCUCACAGAAGUAGUCAAAAAAUUACCCUUUCCGGCUAAAGUAGUGAGCAGAGAAAGUCUGGCAGCCAUGAAGCAGGAGGAACGGGAACUGGAACUUAACAACCAGAAUCCUUGGACUUUCAAAAGGAUCGCUUCCACCAACAUGCUGGGCAUCCGCAAGGUGCUCAGCCCUUAUGAUUUAAAGUACCAGGGCAAAUAUUCUGGCAAGUUUCGGAUUCCUGGCAGAGUCUGAAUAGUUCAUGUUGCAGAUUAAAAUCUUUUUUGGGUUCCUUUCUGUACAGAACUCCUAAAUAUUGAACAAGUCAUUUUACAAUGGGAUUGGCUCCAGCAGACCCCCGUGAGCCUGUGUUAGGAUAUAGCAGGUUGGAGAAUGACUGACUGAUGAUGAUGACAUUUUACAAUCAGGACUAAAUCUGUUGUUGCUUUGCGUCUCCCCACAAAGACUUCAUAAAUGUUUUUGGAUGUAACAA